Messenger RNA from Danio rerio (zebrafish), 1749 nucleotides. RefSeq names its product chitinase, acidic.2 (gene chia.2). NCBI's taxonomy places the organism in Eukaryota, Metazoa, Chordata, Actinopteri, Cypriniformes, Danionidae. Gene Ontology annotation, biological process: chitin catabolic process; carbohydrate metabolic process. The record is from RefSeq and is marked provisional. Gene Ontology annotation, molecular function: chitin binding; endochitinase activity; hydrolase activity, hydrolyzing O-glycosyl compounds. Gene Ontology annotation, cellular component: extracellular region.
GAGGUACCCCAGAGAAACUGGAAAUAAUUAUGGGGAGACUCACACUUGUAGCAGGUUUGGGCUUGGUGCUCUGCCACCUUGCCUUUUCCAUGGAAAUGGGCUGCUACUUCACCAACUGGUCCCAGUACAGGCCUGGGAUUGGAAAGUACACUCCUGCAAAUGUCGACCCUUUCCUUUGCACACAUCUUUUCUAUGCUUUCGCCAUGAUCAACCAUGCCAAUGAGCUUAUCACAUAUGAGUGGAACGAUGAGACUCUUUACAAGGCCUUCAAUGAGCUCAAAAACACGAAUCCCCAUCUUAGAACUCUUUUGGCUGUUGGAGGAUGGAACUUUGGUUCCACACAGUUCUCCAUCAUGGUGUCCAGUGCUGCAAACCGACAAACAUUCAUUCAGUCUUCCAUCAAAUUCUUGAGAACUUAUGGAUUCGAUGGUAUGGACUUGGACUGGGAAUAUCCUGGAUCAAGAGGAAGUCCACCUGAAGACAAACAAAGAUUCACUCUGCUGUGCAAGGAACUCCUUGAGGCCUAUGAGGCUGAGGGCAAAGCCACUGGCAGACGCAGACUGAUGCUGAGUGCUGCUGUAUCUGCUGGCAAAGGCACUAUUGAUGAUGGUUACGAGAUUGCAGAGAUUGCCAAAUACCUGGACUUCAUCAACAUCAUGACUUACGACUUCCAUGGAACUUGGGAGCGAUUCACAGGACACAACAGCCCUCUGUACCAAGGCUCAAAGGAUGAGGGAGACCUUGUCUACUUCAACACCGACUAUGCUAUGCGCUACUGGAGGGAUAAUGGCACCCCGGUGGAGAAACUCAGAAUGGGCUUUGCUACAUACGGUCGCACUUUCCGUCUGACAUCUUCAGAUACCAGCGUUGGAGCUCCAGCUAGUGGACCUGCUUCAGCUGGAACCUACACUCGCGAGGCUGGAUUCUGGUCUUACUAUGAGAUCUGUGGCUUCCUGGAGGGAACAACAGUCCAGUGGAUUGAUGACCAGAAGGUGCCCUAUGCCACAAAGAACAGCGAGUGGGUUGGAUUUGACACAAAGGAGAGUUAUGAAACUAAGGUCCGUUAUCUGAAAGACAAGAAAUUUGGUGGAGCUUUCGUGUGGGCACUUGAUCUGGAUGACUUUGCUGGACAGUUCUGUGGUCAGGGGAACCAUCCUCUCAUGGGACACCUGCGCAAUCUUCUGGAUAUUGAAUUGCCUCCUCUGCCUCCCCCCACAACUGCCAAACCUGGCCAAAGCACCACAAGACCCACCACUACCACCACCACCACUACUCAUGCUCCAGGGCCAGGAUUCUGUAACGGGAAGCCCGAUGGACUUUAUGCUCACCCUGACCCCAACAAAUAUUACAGCUGCGCUGGAGGCCAGACAUAUGUGGAUAAUUGCGGAGCAGGCACUGAGUUUGAUGAGAGCUGUAAGUGCUGUGGCUGGCCUAAACACUAAGUGAUCACUGAAGGCAUCUACAUACAGUGAAAUGGGACACUGCACAUUUGAAUAAGCACACACAAAUGAAUCUAAACAUCUGCAACUACAGCUGUUUCAUACAAAGGGAAUUGCUGUAGACUGAACAUAAUUCUUUGUGCUUUAUCUAUCCACUUGAAUGUAUUUUAAAAGCAUGCAUUGCUUAUUUUUUGUUGCUAUUUUUUUAAAAAUCUGUCAACGUGACUGGUGCUCAACAAUGACUUCCCUUCAAAGCAAAAAACAAACAAAAAAAAAACUCAUAUGAAUAAACAAACCUUGCAACCACCAA